UUUAAUAUGUAACAUGGCCCGGGUAUAAAAGAAUUUCUUCUCUGACCAACGGGCAUCAGUUUGCCCACGACGGACAAGAACAACACACCAAAAAACCAUGAAAUCUGCUAUCGCUUUCCUUCUCCUUGUCGCCUUGACUGUCUCCAACGGUGAAAACGUAAGAGACAAACGUGGAGUUGUUACUGCACCUUAUGUCGCAGCUCCUUACUAUGCUGCAGCCUAUGCUGCGCCCUAUGCUGCGCCCUAUGCUGCUUAUUAUACCGCCGCGCCUUACUAUGCUGCUCCUUACGUUGCCGCACCAAAUCCAGUCGUAGCACGUGCUUCCAGGGUAGUCGGCGCCCCCGGUUUUGCAGCGAGAUACUAUACCUCCCCCUACGUCGCAGCUCCCGUUGCAGCUGCACCUUACACAGUACUCGUAUGAUGAAUUUGUUUUGAAACUCUUUGUUCAGAAAUAAAAAAUAUCUAUUACAAUUUUAUUUUUUUUAUUAA
Molecule: messenger RNA, 489 nt
Organism: Cimex lectularius (bed bug)
Lineage: Eukaryota; Metazoa; Arthropoda; Insecta; Hemiptera; Cimicidae
Exons: 2
Coding region: 98-421 (107 amino acids)
Source: RefSeq, a predicted model, not a curated record